Molecule: messenger RNA, 963 nt
Organism: Manihot esculenta (cassava)
Lineage: Eukaryota; Viridiplantae; Streptophyta; Magnoliopsida; Malpighiales; Euphorbiaceae
Source: the annotation of a RefSeq genome assembly
AUGCAAACUAGAAAGACCUUUUCUUGGAUAAAAGAAGAGAUUACUCGUUCAAUUUCCGUAUUGCUCAUGAUAUAUAUAAUAACUUGGGCAUCCAUUUCAAAUGCAUAUCCCAUUUUUGCACAGCAGGGUUAUGAAAAUCCACGCGAAGCAACUGGUCGUAUUGUAUGUGCCAAUUGUCAUUUAGCUAAUAAACCCGUGGAUAUUGAGGUUCCACAAGCGGUACUUCCAGAUACUGUAUUUGAAGCAGUUGUUCGAAUUCCUUAUGAUAUGCAACUGAAACAAGUUCUUGCUAAUGGUAAAAAGGGGGCUUUGAACGUGGGGGCUGUUCUUAUUUUACCUGAGGGGUUUGAAUUAGCCCCUCCCGAUCGUAUUUCGCCAGAGAUGAAAGAAAAGAUGGGAAAUCUGUCUUUUCAGAGUUAUCGCCCCACUAAAAAAAAUAUUCUUGUGAUAGGUCCUGUUCCUGGUCAGAAAUAUAGUGAAAUUACCUUUCCUAUUCUUUCUCCGGACCCCGCCGCUAAGAAAGAUGUUCACUUUUUAAAAUAUCCCAUAUAUGUAGGCGGAAACAGGGGAAGGGGUCAGAUUUAUCCCGACGGGAGCAAGAGCAACAAUACGGUUUAUAAUGCUACAGCAGCAGGUAUAGUAAGCAAAAUCAUACGAAAAGAAAAAGGGGGGUACGAAAUAACCAUAACGGAUGCGUCAGAGGGACGUCAAGUGAUUGAUAUUAUACCUCCAGGACCAGAACUUCUUGUUUCAGAAGGCGAAUCCAUUAAACUUGAUCAACCAUUAACGAGUAAUCCUAAUGUGGGUGGAUUUGGUCAGGGGGAUGCAGAAAUAGUACUUCAAGACCCAUUACGCGUCCAAGGCCUUUUGUUCUUCUUGGCAUCCGUUAUUUUGGCACAAAUCUUUUUGGUUCUUAAAAAGAAACAGUUUGAGAAGGUUCAAUUGUCCGAAAUGAAUUUCUAG